CACACAUUCGUUCGAUCCAUCCACAUAGUCAUGACCGUCAGCUGAUACCUCGCACAAUUGGUAAGUAUGACUUCCAGAACUGAGAAGCCCCGCACUCCCUGCUACUCCCUGGCCGAGACCGCCUCGCCUCGCAGCGGCAGCACCACGUUGAGUGCACGCGGUCGAAGUAGGAACUGAACUCAAUUCUGCUGUUGCCUCCUCAUCUACACCCACGUCCUCUGAUAGCCCGGGCCAGCCCGUACCAGAUACCAACAUGGGAGCCGAUGAACUCGAUGCCCGAAAGUCAGUCCACGUAGUCGAUUAUACGCCCAGCACGGAAGUGUGGUACAGCGAUGGCAGCGUCGUCCUCGUCGCCGAGAAGACGGCCUUCCGAGUCCAUGGCACCAUCCUAGCGACGCACUGCGAGAUUUUCAAGGACAUGUUUGCCAUGCCGCAACCCGUCACGCCUGACCCCAACGCCGAGACUUACGAAGGGUGUCAGGUCUUGCGCCUGCAGGACUCAUCGACGGACCUCAAGCACUUCCUCAAGACUAUCUACGACUUCACGUACUUUCGACCGGGGUCGAAGACAAAGUUCCCCAUCGUCGCUGCCGUGCUCCGCUUAGGGACGAAGUACGACGCACCCGCUCUCCGCCAACGUGCCGUCGACCAUCUCUCAACCGCGUAUCCCUUUUCACUCGAGGAGUGGGGCCGGAGGGCUUCCAAGCGCCUGGUCCCUCCCUUCGAGAACGAGCUCGCGGCUUACAUCGAGCUGGCGAUAGAGACCGACAUCCGUGUGGUCCUUCCGGCGCUGUACUACGCCGCGAGCAGGGUACCGCUGCCCGACGUCCUUACCAUGUUGCACAACCUGGCGGUGGCACCGGGCGUGCAGUGGGACGUGUGCCGUGCAUUCCUCGUCGGCAGAGAGAAGCUUCUGCUUGCGGAGCAGGCCAGUGCACUCGCGUUCUUGCAGCCCGACUUCCCUCGAUCAGACUGUCGGGGCGGCUCUUGCAGGCAAAGGAUCGACGAGACAGCGAAAAAAACGCUUCCCAAACCUGUCAGCGAUCCGGAGCCGUUCUAUCGGUGGUGUAUGGACAAGCCAGACGAGAUGGCUAAAAAUAUCGCGCUAUGCGAAAGCUGCCAGGGCACCGUGGCGACGUCCAUCAAGAACGGAAAGCAGAAGCUUUGGGAGCAGCUGCCUGACUUCUUCGGACUGCCGGGCUGGGACACCUUGAGGGCCAGAGACGGGCUUGACGUCAAUGAUGACCAGGAUAGUGCAUGAGCGCGAGCGCGAGACUCCGGUUGUAUCAUACAUGGAUACCAGGCAAUUUGUACGCAUGCUGCUGCAGGUUCGGUGUAACACAUCCUGCACACUUGAUGGGCUACCGCAGUGGCCCUCUCUGGCUUCGCAGGUCGUUAACCGCCUCACCUUCCUAUGCGUAUACAUUCCACAAACCCCUUUCACCCCGGUUUAUGACUGCGCGCAUGUACAAUACGUUGGCGCCGUUGAUAUCCAGAGUGCAUGUCGAUCGAUUAGCAGAAAGCGUUUCUAUACAAAAUACAAGCAC
Messenger RNA from Rhodofomes roseus, 1547 nucleotides. RefSeq lists its product as uncharacterized. Lineage: Eukaryota; Fungi; Basidiomycota; Agaricomycetes; Polyporales; Fomitopsidaceae. Bases 254 to 1261 code for a protein of 335 amino acids. The transcript is spliced from 2 exons. The record is from RefSeq and is a predicted model, not a curated record. Gene Ontology annotation, molecular function: protein binding.